AUGGCCGAGGCCUUCCGCGGGCUGUCGUCGUCGUCGGAGAGCGAGGACGAGGACGGCGGGUUCCUGCGUACCUACGCCGACGAGCGCGCGUCGAAGCGGCGGCGCAUGGCCGCGGCCGUCGAGGCGGCGCAGGAAAGCGGCGGCGGCGAGUACGACGCCGCGGCGGCCGCGGCGGCGGACGCGGCCUUCGAGGGCGUCGAGCUGCCGAGCGACGUCGAGGCGGCGCUCGCCGUGCUGCGGCCGCGCCUGCCGCCGCGGCUCGUGCUCGCGCACCACCUGCCCGGCGUCGUCGAGCGCCGCGGCGACUGCGAGCGCGAGCUGCGGGACCUCGCGGCGCGGCGCAAGGUCAAGUACCUCCAGCUCCCGACGGCGGGCUCCGACGUCGCCGUCGUCGACGCCGGCGAGUACGCCGCGGCGCUCGCGGGGCGGCCGGCGUUCCUCGAGUUCGCGAUGGCGCGCGCGGGUCGGCUCUACGCGACGGAGGCCGAGCUCCGCGAGUCGGGAAUCCUCGCCCCCGGCGAGGCCGCGGCGCCCCCCGCCGCGGGCCGGCGACGGGAGGACGCGGAGCGCGCGGCGCUCGACGAGCUCCGCGCCGCGGGUCUGCUCCGGCCGCGGCGCGACGCGCCGGGCGUCGCGGCGUGGUGGUUCGCGAUGCCCCGCUGCGGCGCCUUCGCCGCGGCGACGCUCGCGGGCCGCCGCAAGCUCCAGCUCGCGCUCAAGCGCUCCAAGUACAAGGAGCUCAACGUCGACAAGCCCGUCGCGGCCCUCAAAAAGGCGUGCCCCCUCGGCCAGGAGUUCCACGUCCGGGACCUCGUCGGCCGCGGCGACGCGGAGCUCGUCCGCCGCCCCGCGGGGCGCUUCCUGCGGUCCCGGCGGGAUUUCGACGACUAG
This is a messenger RNA of Aureococcus anophagefferens, 891 nucleotides long. RefSeq lists its product as hypothetical. Gene Ontology annotation, biological process: protein phosphorylation. Gene Ontology annotation, molecular function: protein serine/threonine kinase activity. The transcript has a single exon. Bases 1 to 891 code for a protein of 296 amino acids. Lineage: Eukaryota; Pelagophyceae; Pelagomonadales; Pelagomonadaceae. The record is from RefSeq and is a predicted model, not a curated record.